This is a messenger RNA of Rhododendron vialii, 1611 nucleotides long. RefSeq lists its product as uncharacterized. Lineage: Eukaryota; Viridiplantae; Streptophyta; Magnoliopsida; Ericales; Ericaceae. The record is from RefSeq and is a predicted model, not a curated record. The transcript is spliced from 5 exons. The coding region runs from base 241 to 1356 and encodes 371 amino acids.
AAAUUAAUUGGGACGUUGAGAGUAUUUCUCAACCUACAGGGACCAAUAAAGUUAUUUACCCAAAAACUCACCCAACUCCCUCUCGAACGUCCUCUCCGGCCGCGGCUGAGCCGGAAAAGAAGAGCCAAUCCAGAUUCAACGGAACCUGCGAAAACGAACGGAAGGAAACCAACUCUAUCUCUUUCUCUUUCGAGGACUUUGCCUUUGAAUUUUUCGCCAAACGGAGCGUGACGGAGAAACAUGGCGGCCUCAUCACCGGCCCUAAGCAACAACAGCCCCGCCGCCGCUCCCUCCCCGUCCCCCGCCACCCCCGCCAGCAUUUCCGCCGCCGCCCUCUCCUCCACCAACGCGUCGAAGAACCUUCGUGGCCUCAACAAACCUAAGUGCAUCAAGUGCGGCAACGUCGCUCGAUCCAGGUGCCCAUAUCAGUCAUGCAAGAGUUGUUGCGCAAAAGCUCAAAAUCCAUGUCACAUACACGUGUUAAAAACCAAUGCAACUUUUACCGACAAGACACAAUCUUCUAGCUCUCCUUUGUUUGAUCAGCAGUCAACCGAGGCAUCUCCCUCUGGGAAUUCACAUAGAUUUUCUUCACUGCGGCAACUCUCCAACAAUUUUGCACAGUUCAAUAAUUUGCAAAGCCCACUUCGUUCAAGGAAGCCCCUAACCAGAAAGGAUGCUGCAGUUAUAAACGAAUGGAGGUUUAAAAAGUUGAAAGAAUACAAGGAAGGAAACAUUGAAGUGGAAAAUGAAGCUUUUGACCGGUACAUGCAGAAUGUUACUUUACUCGAGGAGGUUCUUGCCGUUAAUCCUAAACCGGAAGGGUCUGCCGACGAUGGGUCCCUUGACUCGAACCCUAACCGUAAUUCUGCAGGAGAUGACACUGAAACGGUUGUUACUGGGCUGAAAUUGAAGCUAAGAUCAAAUCCAGUUAGGACUGAGAAACUUAGAAAGAGAUUGGAAGACAUCAUCAAUCAGGGACUAAGGAAGCUACGGAAAAUCGAUUUAGAUGGCGUUAAUGACCCUAAUAAGCAAGAUGAACUUGUUGGAAAGCAAGAAAAUGAGAAAUAUUCAGCUUUAAGUGAUCUUCUUGAUAAGUUGAAUAAAGCUCGGAGCGAGGAAGAUCUAAAAUCUUGUUUGGAGAUGAAAUCUCAGCUCUUUAAUCGGCAUAGAAAGUCGAUUCAAAUGGAAACUGAAGGCAUCGAGGUAUCGAAGGAGUCUGCUAAAACCGACUUUCCGCCGGGACUGAGAUCUGAUUAUUCUCCCCCUAAGUGGUUUUGCACUGCGACUAUUGAACAAGAUGCUCUGAAUUCCAUUAAUGUCCAUUUUUCUUCACUUGAGGAGGUAGAAACUCUUUAAAAUUGGGCCACAUUUCCGUAUUGGCGGAUAUAAGUUUCAGUUAGGUUAAAGGUAGGAUCAAUGGUUUUGCAGAGCCAUAUUUGUAGUUGAACUUGUGAGAUGCAGUGGCCUGGAUAUCCCUGCUUGAAGUAUGUAAUUUUCUGGAGCUAAUUGACAUGUUUUGGGCUGCAGAUUUGGAAACGGGGAGUAUUCAGUGGAAAUGUAGAUUUCUUCAAUUUCUUUGUGCAUCAAUUAAGAUUACAGAGUUUGAAGCAA